This is a messenger RNA of Boleophthalmus pectinirostris (great blue-spotted mudskipper), 802 nucleotides long. It is a transcript of the gene dph3, whose product is annotated as diphthamide biosynthesis 3. Gene Ontology annotation, molecular function: metal ion binding. NCBI's taxonomy places the organism in Eukaryota, Metazoa, Chordata, Actinopteri, Gobiiformes, Gobiidae. The record is from RefSeq and is a predicted model, not a curated record. Bases 107 to 361 code for a protein of 84 amino acids. Gene Ontology annotation, biological process: protein histidyl modification to diphthamide. The transcript has 3 exons.
CUUGCGUCAGUCUGCGUGUGUGCGUCACAGGGCGUGCGUAGGACUAACAUGUGUCUGAGGUGACGCCGGUGAAACUCGGAUAAAAACAUUCAAGUUCUGGGGGAAAAUGUCGGUGUUUCACGACGAGGUGGAGAUCGAGGACUUUGAGUUCGACGAGGACACGGAGACGUACUAUUUCCCGUGUCCGUGCGGAGACCGGUUCGCCAUCACCCGGGAGGACUUGGAGAACGGGGAGGAGGUGGCCACGUGUCCGAGCUGCUCACUCAUCGUCAAAGUCAUUUAUGACAAGGAGUUGUUCAUGUCGGGAGAAACCGUCGCUGCUCCUUCAAACAUGUCCAAACUAGAACUGGUCCAGUCCUGAGUCUGACCCAGAUCCAAGUCCUGGACCAGAGGCCAGACCAGGACCAGACCAGGACCCAGUCUCCACAUGAACCUUAUUUAUUUAACACACUGAAGGAAAAACCAGAGCAGACAAACUGGACCUGGAUCUUGGACCAGACCAGGGUCCAAACUCAGGGUCCAGUCCUGGUUCAGUUCUCACUUGGACUUUUUUCAUUUUAAACCUAUUUAUUUUAACAACGGGGAAUAAAGUGGAUCAGAACCUCAAAAACUCAAAACUCUUGAAUUUCACUUUUAAAGUUUAAAUUUUUGAUCAUUUUUGAUCGUGUAUUUUUUUUUUAUUGUGGAGAUUCUGCUGCAGAACAGCGCCACCUUCAGACAACGACUGUAACCUCAUCAAAGACUCAUUAAUAUGCAAAUUUUAUGAAAAUAUCAUGUAAAUAAAUCACCCACGUAAAGGAAA